Carcharodon carcharias (great white shark) is the source of this 762-nucleotide messenger RNA. RefSeq names its product C-type lectin domain family 4 member E-like. NCBI's taxonomy places the organism in Eukaryota, Metazoa, Chordata, Chondrichthyes, Lamniformes, Lamnidae. The transcript has 6 exons. The record is from RefSeq and is a predicted model, not a curated record. The coding region runs from base 1 to 762 and encodes 253 amino acids.
AUGGAGCAGGACACCGACUACAUGAAUAUGAGACACAUCAAAAACAACACGACACCUCCCAGUGAACGUGAAACUGGACAGGAAACAGCUGGAGGAAGAAUAUCAAUAACUUCAACACAUCUUGGCAUCGCCUGCCUCAUUGUCUUAAUCAUCAGUUUGGCUAUUGCAAUAGGGCUGAGGGUCCAAGGUCUACAGAUGAACAAGGAGUGCGGUUGUUCUGUCCCUCUGAACCGGACCUUGACCUUUGCCCUGUGGAAACUGACAGAGCUGGAUGGAAAGUUGCAGAAAUUGUCCGAGGCUGUGCUUUCCCUCUGCUCAAUCCUCGGAAACUAUUCAGAGUCUCUCUGUCCGAGCGGCUGGAAAAUUCAUAAUCAACAUUGUUAUAGAUUCUCAACGGAUACAGUAAACUGGGACUCGGCAAAACAACAAUGUGAAUCCCAAACUUCACACCUCAUCAUCAUAAAUACAGAACAGGAACAGAACUUCAUAAAGAAAUCUCUCGAGAGCAAUCCUGGGGACUACUGGAUCGGACUAACAGAUCGAGAGAGUGAAGGAAACUGGAAAUGGGUGGAUGGGACCCCAGUGAGUUUUACUCAGUGGUAUCAGGGUAAGCCGAAUAAUUGGAAAGGUAAUGAAAACUGCGCCCUUAUCAGAACCAGCGGAUGGAAUGAUUACAUUUGUUCUGAUCACUUCCCUUUCAUCUGUGAGAAAAGGGCACUGACCUGCGUCGAGGCAGCUGAUAUCGAGAAAUAUUGUUCCUGA